CCGACAACACACAUUUGUUGUUGGAAUUUUUUUAUAGGCUGCAGGCGGUGGAGAUGAAUGCUGUAUCUGUGCCUCGCGGGGACAAUAACACACCAUAAUUACACACACAGACCAGACUAGACUCGAGUAAACAGAAAAUAAGAAUUGCACCGGAAAUUGAUCUUCUUGAACUGGUUUCUGUUGAGACUCGUUCCUAGCGGAGGAUAUCGCCUCCCAUGAUGACUGCAGGGGUUGUGUGAUUGUGACCAAUGAAGAUUUGAUGCUUCGAAUUCAAAAAGGAGAAAACAAAGUCCCAUAGAACAGGUUUGUCCACAUUGUUGGAUGGCGCUGAAGGACGGGGCUGCUAGUGAUAUCGCUGGUCAGUCGUGUGAGUAAGGGAGCCGAGCGGAGGAAAACGAUGGACAAUGCUCAAUAUCUCAUUGGCUUUCUACUCCUGGCCGAGUAUUCCACAUCUGUGGUCUCUGACUGCGGCGCGCCAGUCAUCGGCAGUCGGAUCGUUGGUGGAACGGAUGCAACUGAAGGAGCUUGGCCCUGGCAGGUCAGUCUGCAACAAGACGGCACCCAUGUUUGUGGGGGCUCCCUGAUCUCCAACCAAACUGUACUGUGUGCCACCCAUUGCUUCGAAAGUUCGAAAAACCCAUCAGACUUCACAGUUGUUCUGGGGGCGUACCAGCUUCAGAACAUCGGUUCUCAGCAGCUUGUAUCCAAUGUGCAGAGUAUCACCGUGGACUCUCAGUGGAGUGGCGACGGGACCCCCGGAGACAUCGCGUUGAUCAAACUCUCCGACCCCAUCACUUAUACCAAUUACAUUCUUCCCGUGUGCGUGCCACCAUCAUCCAUGGACUUCCCAGAGGGCAUGACUUGCACUGUGACCGGAUGGGGUAACGUCGGCAGUGGCGAGCCGCUGUCAUCUCCAAAAACCCUCCAGCAGUUGACGGUGCCAAUUAUCAGCAACAGCAAUUGUAAUGCGAUGUACCACAUUGGUGCCGACUCCGAUGCCAGUGCAGUCAUUGUCCCCAGUGACCAGAUCUGUGCCGGGUACGCGGCUGGAAAACAAGAUUCCUGCCAGGGAGACUCUGGAGGUCCUCUAGUCUGUAACGUUGGUGGUCGCUGGUACCAGGCUGGCAUCGUCAGCUGGGGAGAGGGAUGUGCCGCACCUAACCGGCCGGGAGUUUACACUUAUGUCCCUUAUUAUUAUGACUGGAUCCAGGCGAAUGGAAACCCUCCUUUUGCUUCAUCUAUGUCUGUUUUGAUUGCAUCCCUGCUGCUGAUACUAACUUUAUUUUUGAUGCAAAGCAUGCCCACUAGUUGUCAUGGGAUUGGCGGGGACCGGAGGAGAGGUCAGUGGGCAGUGCCAUUACAUCACUUCCGGUAUUCUGGUAUCUGGAGCGCGUGUGGGGGCCUCAUAAAGGAGCAGCGCCAACCAUUGAAGAAAAAGUCCGAAAGAACAGGUCUGUUCACAUUUUUAAAUGCAGCUGAAGACGGGUCUUCUAGUGAUGUCCCUGUUCAGUCAUAUGUGAGUAAGGGAGCACAGAAGAGGAAAAUCAUGGAGGGCAUUACAUAUCUCAUUGGCUUUCUACUCCUGGCAGUGUAUCCCACAUCAGCCCAGUCUUACUUCACCACAUCGGCCCAGUCCAACCUCACCCUAUCAAGCCAGCCAGCCUGUGGCAGGCCACUCUUUAAGAGCCGGAUAGUUGGUGGUACAGACGCAACUGAUGGAGCUUGGCCAUGGCAGAUCAGUCUGCAAUACCAGGGCUCCCAUAUUUGUGGGGGCUCCCUGAUCUCCAACCAAUGGGUAUUGUGUGCUGCCCAUUGCUUUCAAUGGUCUACCAACCCAUCAGACUAUACGGUUGUUCUGGGCGCUUACCAGCUGCAGAACUCCAAUUCUCACCAGAUUACGUCCAAUGUGCAGAGUAUGUUCAUAAACUCCCUGUGGAGUGGUGAAACGAGCCCUGGAGACAUCGCAUUGAUCCAACUUUCCAGCUCCAUCACUUACACUGCGUACAUUCUUCCCGUGUGCCUGCCACCAGCAUCCAUGUAUUUCCCAGAGGGCAUGAACUGCUGGGUGACUGGAUGGGGUAACGUCGGGAGUGGUGAGCCGCUGUCGUACCCACAAACCCUCCAGCAGGUGAUGGUACCACUUAUCAGCAACAGUAAUUGUAACAAAAUGUACCACACUGAUACCAACCUGAAUGUCUCCAGUGACCAGAUCUGUGCCGGGUAUCAGGCUGGGUACAAAGAUUCCUGCCAGGGAGACUCCGGAGGUCCCCUCGUCUGUCAAGUUAAUGGUUGCUGGUACCAAGUUGGCAUCGUCAGCUGGGGAUAUGGAUGCGCUGAACCUAACCGGCCCGGAGUUUACACCUACGUCCCUGACUAUAAUUACUGGAUCUCUUCCAUCGAAGCCACUCAGUCUGUCUCAUCUGCGUCUGUGAUGACCGCGUCCCUGCUGCUAGUACUAACUUGCUUACUGCUGCACAAGUAAAGGACAUUGGCUGUGGAAUGGGUGAAUAAGCUGCCAUUUUAAAAGGUGCAGUGUUUAAAUGAAAACAUAUUAACCACUUAAGACCCGGACCAUUAUGCAGGUUAAGGACCUUGCCCCUUUUUGCGAUUCGGC
Rana temporaria (common frog) is the source of this 2614-nucleotide messenger RNA. RefSeq names its product transmembrane protease serine 13-like. The record is from RefSeq and is a predicted model, not a curated record. NCBI's taxonomy places the organism in Eukaryota, Metazoa, Chordata, Amphibia, Anura, Ranidae. Gene Ontology annotation, biological process: proteolysis. The coding region runs from base 398 to 2482 and encodes 694 amino acids. The transcript is spliced from 11 exons. Gene Ontology annotation, molecular function: serine-type endopeptidase activity.